Messenger RNA from Corylus avellana, 2671 nucleotides. Its product is annotated as pyrophosphate-energized vacuolar membrane proton pump. The record is from RefSeq and is a predicted model, not a curated record. Gene Ontology annotation, biological process: proton transmembrane transport. Gene Ontology annotation, molecular function: inorganic diphosphate phosphatase activity; diphosphate hydrolysis-driven proton transmembrane transporter activity. NCBI's taxonomy places the organism in Eukaryota, Viridiplantae, Streptophyta, Magnoliopsida, Fagales, Betulaceae. Gene Ontology annotation, cellular component: membrane.
CGUUUCAAGCCUUGUUCUCUCGCUUUUUUCUCUCCAUUUCGUUUCCAAUUCUCUACCGAAUCCUCUCACUCUUCAAUCUGUGAGAUUUUUGGCUAUGGGCGUGACUCUUUUGCCCGAUAUCGGGACGGAGAUUCUGAUUCCGGCGUGCGCGGUGGUGGGGAUCGCGUUCUCGCUGUUCCAGUGGCUCAUCGUCUCGCGCGUCAAGGUCUCGCCAGGCCACGACUCGGCGUCUGCCAACAGCGGCUCCGGAAAGAAUGGCUACACAGAGUACCUCAUCGACGAAGAGGACGGUGGCAACGACCAAAACGUCGUCCUCAAGUGCGCCGAAAUCCAAAACGCCAUCUCUGAAGGAGCAACCUCCUUCCUAUUUACCGAAUAUCAGUAUGUUGGUGUGUUCAUGGUGGCUUUUGCUGUGUUGAUAUUCCUUUUCCUUGGCUCGGUGGAGGGUUUCAACACAAGUAGUCAGCCUUGCAAGUAUGACGAAACCAAGUUGUGCAAGCCUGCUCUUGCCACUGCUAUCUUCAGUACCAUAUCAUUUGUGCUCGGUGGUAUUACUUCGGUGGUUUCUGGCUUCCUUGGAAUGAAAAUUGCAACCUAUGCAAAUGCCAGAACCACCCUGGAGGCAAGAAAGGGUGUUGGGAAGGCAUUUAUCACUGCAUUCAGAUCUGGUGCAGUUAUGGGUUUUCUCCUUGCUGCCAAUGGACUCUUGGUGCUUUACAUUACCAUCAAUCUCUUUAAGAUAUACUAUGGUGACGACUGGGGUGGCCUUUUUGAGGCCAUCACUGGGUAUGGUCUUGGUGGAUCUUCCAUGGCUCUCUUUGGCAGAGUUGGUGGAGGUAUCUAUACUAAAGCUGCUGAUGUUGGUGCUGAUCUUGUUGGCAAGGUUGAAAGGAAUAUUCCUGAGGAUGACCCAAGAAAUCCAGCUGUGAUAGCUGAUAAUGUUGGUGAUAAUGUUGGGGAUAUAGCUGGUAUGGGAUCUGAUCUUUUUGGCUCGUAUGCUGAGGCAUCCUGUGCCGCCCUAGUUGUUGCUUCCAUCUCCUCCUUUGGAAUCAAUCAUGAGUUCACUCCGAUGUUAUAUCCUCUCAUUGUUAGUUCUGUGGGUAUCCUGGUUUGUUUGAUCACCACCUUAUUUGCUACUGAUUUCUUUGAAAUCAAGGCUGUGAAUGAAAUUGAGCCGGCGUUGAAGAGGCAGCUCAUCAUUUCGACCAUUUUGAUGACUGCCGGAGUUGCAGUUAUUAGUUUGGUUGCACUCCCAUCUUCGUUUACCAUCUUCAACUUUGGAACUCAGAAAGUUGUGAAGAAUUGGCAGCUGUUCUUAUGUGUUGCUGUAGGUUUGUGGGCUGGGCUUAUUAUUGGCUUUGUGACCGAGUACUAUACUAGCAAUGCUUACAGCCCUGUUCAAGAUGUUGCUGACUCCUGCCGGACUGGAGCUGCUACUAAUGUCAUUUUUGGACUUGCAUUGGGCUACAAAUCUGUCAUUAUUCCCAUCUUUGCCAUUGCUGUUAGUAUUUUUGUUAGCUUCAGCUUUGCUGCUAUGUAUGGUAUUGCGAUGGCUGCACUAGGGAUGCUGAGCACCAUAGCCACUGGAUUGGCCAUUGAUGCAUAUGGUCCCAUCAGCGAUAAUGCUGGAGGCAUUGCUGAGAUGGCAGGAAUGAGCCACAAAAUCCGAGAGAGAACUGACGCUCUUGAUGCUGCUGGAAACACGACCGCUGCUAUUGGAAAGGGGUUUGCGAUUGGUUCUGCUGCUCUUGUGUCCCUGGCCCUAUUUGGUGCUUUUGUGAGUCGUGCUGGAAUCACAACAGUCGAUGUCUUGACUCCAAAAGUGUUUAUUGGUUUGCUCGUGGGAGCAAUGCUUCCUUACUGGUUUUCUGCCAUGACAAUGAAGAGCGUGGGAAGUGCAGCUCUAAAGAUGGUUGAGGAAGUGCGCAGGCAAUUCAACACCAUCCCAGGUCUCAUGGAGGGCACUGCCAAGCCUGACUAUGCUACCUGUGUCAAGAUCUCCACUGAUGCUUCUAUCAAAGAGAUGAUCCCACCUGGUGCUCUUGUCAUGCUCACACCCCUCAUCGUUGGUAUCUUUUUCGGUGUGGAAACUCUCUCCGGUGUCCUUGCUGGAUCCCUUGUUUCUGGUGUACAGAUUGCUAUCUCUGCCUCCAACACUGGUGGUGCAUGGGAUAAUGCCAAGAAAUACAUUGAGGCUGGUGCUUCAGAGCAUGCAAUAUCCCUUGGUCCAAAAGGAUCAGAUCCACACAAGGCAGCUGUUAUUGGUGAUACCAUUGGGGACCCACUCAAAGAUACAUCUGGACCGUCGCUCAACAUUCUCAUCAAGCUAAUGGCCGUUGAGUCACUUGUGUUUGCUCCCUUCUUUGCCACACACGGUGGACUGCUCUUUAAGAUCUGAAACAAGAGGAUGCGAAAUACAGCCAGGGGAUGGGCUCACCAUUUCCCUCUGUUUAUGACCUCCAUCUACACUUCUCUCUCUCCAAAUUUCGCAUGCCUUUUUCUCUGCUGAUUUUUGUUUCUUCUUCUUCUCCCUCACAAGUACAAAGUAGUUUCUAGAGCAUGUUAGCUUUGAAAAUCGUAUAUCCCAAAGCUGAACUGGCAGAGAAAUUUCCCCUUUUUAGGGGAUGAUGAUGAUGAUGAUAAUGAUAAUGAAGAUGGUAGUACUGGUCAA